AUGUCGGAACCUGCUGCCAUUCGAGACUGCCUGCCAUCUGAAGUAUUUGCGAGCCUGUAUGUAACCUAUUUACCCCUCCAUCCUGUUUGCUCGAUGCCGGAAGGGCAUAUGGUAACUUGCGGAAUUUUGACCGCCACGGGGGGCUUCUUCCGAGGACCAGGAACAGCGCCGAAAAAGGACGUGAGACAGCACCUUGCCAUGGUUCCCAACUCGCCAGCAAUUUGGCCAAUCAGGGUUGCGUCCGGCCUUCCAGCAGACCCGGCCCGGUCCCCUUGCGCCCAAACAACUAAAGGCUAUGAUCUUCGCCUCUGGGUGUCUGCACUAUGGAGAACUAGUUUUAGUGGAUUGCGUAGAGCAAGAUGGCAUCUUAUGUAUGGAGCACUUGACCCAGACUCGGUCCUGAAAUAA
Messenger RNA from Coccidioides posadasii C735 delta SOWgp, 408 nucleotides. The record is from RefSeq and is a predicted model, not a curated record. NCBI's taxonomy places the organism in Eukaryota, Fungi, Ascomycota, Eurotiomycetes, Onygenales, Onygenaceae.